AUGAGUUGCUGUCAGGGGUCUUUUCCCCAGGACGCUCGACCUGGUACAGCUCGGGUCCUGGUGACUGAGCUGAGUCGAUCGGAUCACAUUAACCCGACUCCUGCUCCAAAGUCCAGAGAAGGUUCUGAAACACCAGUAGAGCUUUACCUCUCUCCAGAAAAGCUGGAAUUGUUGUGUGGGUCUCAGGAACUUUCUCAGAUGACCUCACUGGAGCUCUGCAUAGAUACCCAAGAAAACACACUAGGAAAUUUUGGCAACUACUUGCCCAAUUUGGUGCAGCUCAAAAUGAAUAACAGCAUUAUACUGUCAGUAAGAGACCUUGGAACCACCCUUUCCCACCUGCAGGUGCUUUCGGUGUCUCAGUGCUGCUUACAAGACCUAGAUGGCAUUUCUACACUGUCAUCUCUGAGGGAGUUGUAUGCAGCCUAUAACAGUGUGUCAGAUCUGAGUCAGAUUAGUAUGUUGGAGAAUCUGCAACUGUUAGAUCUUGAAGGAAACAAUGUCAGUGAUCUGGUCCAGGUUCAAUAUCUGGGGCUGUGUAGUAAGCUCCACACACUUACCCUGGAGGGAAACCCUGUGUCUGUGCAUCCAAACCCCUCUGCCCCACAGACGGCAGACUAUAGUUAUCGAGCUGCAGUGAGGGAGUUGGUCCCUCAGCUGCGUUACCUAGACAAUACAAGGGUGGAGGAGGACGGGCUGAGCAGCAGUACCACCAAGGGAGAAGACUGGGCCAUUCUCCGAAACUCCAUCAUUGACUGCAACUCCUUUCAGAUUGCUACAGAAGACAGCGAGACAGCAUAUCCUUUUAGCAGACCGUCUACAGCCAGACGCCCUACUUCUAGCCUCUCCUGUGUCCGGCCCCUCUCAUCAGUCGGCUCCAGACCCCAUACAGGCUCUAGACCCAUGUCGGCAAACAGGGUUGGAAUUUUCUCCCCUCCUGGGUCCAGACCUGGUUCUGCAAACUCUGACAUAGCAGCACUGGAAGGAGAUACCAGCACACUGACACAUGGAGCUGGUAAGAUCCUAUUCUGUGGAAAUCCUGUCCAGGCUAUUCGAGCAAGGCGGGAAAAAUUGAGGACUGCGCCUACCAUGUCUACCUUUACACCCCGUGACCUGCCCAUUCAUGUACCGGAACACACAUACGACCUUGAGGAACCUGAUGUGGGAGAGCGUUGUGAUGUGUUUGCUGAACUCAGAGCUUGGAGGGACCAGCACAGCAAGUGUCUCCAAGCCAUAGAGAUGGAAAAAUGCCCACAGGUAUUGACUAUUCAUCACGAUGACGUAGAAGAGGAAGAAGAUAGUGAGCAGGAUGAUAAUGAACAGGAGGAUGAGGAUGAAAAAAGCUCUGAUGGUAUGAGAGCUGACAGUUCUGAUGAAGAACAUGAGGAAGAGAAGCAUAGCAACAGCCGACAUACUGCUUCACCAGAUUCCUCAUUCCAUUCUCUUUCCCCAGACAUGAAUUACAAAGACGCUUUAUUCUCUGACGUGUCUCAACCGUGCCUGGAGACCACGCUGUCCCCCUCACCCCCUCUCCAUGCCACAGCAGUCAGCGCUGAUCGGAAACCACCAGGGAUUAGGGCACGCAGGCUCCGACUCAGCCGGGGCAAUGCAGAGAUCUUACCUGACUCUGGCAGAAUAAGGCGCCCUCUUGAGGCAGGUACCACCACAACAGCUGAGAAUCUGCCAUCACAGAGGAUCCAGCAGGUUACCAACACCAAAGUGUCACCGCUGUCAGUGUCUGCACACAUACCCUGCCCACCUCUAGCAAGUGUUGCAGGUGAAGGGCAGAUGAAUUCACGUGUGGUGAAGGACUUAUCCUGUGUACAGUCUGUCAGAGGACAUCAGACAUCCAAACUCCAAGAGAGACCAUUGAUUUCUCGACCUCACACGGCUAGGGCAGCUCUACAGAAACAUCACCAGCACCACUCUUUACAACCCUGCAGAGGGAGCUCACAGCCUGACUGACACCAGCGCAGGAUGUCUGUUUCAAACCCUUAAAAAAAAACAAAAAAAACUUGAGGCAGUAUGGUCAAGGUGAUAAUAAUUCCUCAGUUUCACUUUCAACAUGAUUUCCACACUGCUCUGUGGUUUGAUAUAUGUUUUAUCCUGUGUACUGGUGAAGAUGCAGUAGAUAUUGAAAGUAUUUUGGCGUAAUGUGAAGAUUUCUAAACCUAAUAACAUGCAGCUAAUUCAUGUUCAUGUAUAAAUAUGCCUCUAAAUCUGCUGAAUUGUUUUUGUGGUGGUUGUUUGACCUGAUAAAACACACAGUAGAUGUAAUUAAUCAAACUCUUAAAAAAAUAAAACUUGAGGCAAUAUGGCCUCAGUUUCACUUUCAACAUGAUUUCCACACUGCUCUGUCGCUUGAUACAUGUUUCAU
Molecule: messenger RNA, 2377 nt
Organism: Sphaeramia orbicularis (orbiculate cardinalfish)
Lineage: Eukaryota; Metazoa; Chordata; Actinopteri; Kurtiformes; Apogonidae
Gene: lrrc56
Product: leucine rich repeat containing 56
Exons: 12
Coding region: 1-1965 (654 amino acids)
Molecular function (GO): protein binding
Source: RefSeq, a predicted model, not a curated record